AUGUUAUCAAGAGCGUGUCUGCGCUGCAUAUCAAAAAAGAGAAGAGUGAGUAACCUACAGCUGCUUAUCCCAUCUCCGCAUCUAACAAACAGUGUGACCACCACCGCCCAAUAUGCGGCUCGUGUAGCAAACUGGACCAAAGGUCCCGUCGCCGGUCUAUCCAAAAAGGCUGCACAGAGGGUGCAACAGUGCGAGAACGCUCUUUGGUUCAUUCUUGGCGUCCCAGGGGUCGCCGACGCCGUGCGCCAUGCAGCGGCAGAUAAUACUCGCCCGCUUCCAGACGCACCCACUGUCGCCCUCGACCGAAAGGAGCGCAGCGACUGGUGGGCCGCUUACCCGCUCCAAGCUUGUGCAGACGUCCCGAGCUUCCUAGUCGGCUGCCAGGAGAUCCAAGAUAUCCAUAGUGGGAUAUCACAUUCGGUUGACAAUGCCCGCGACGAGGUAUUCUACACCUCCUUCUCCCCUUCCCCGACACCUCAGGCCGUUCCCGUCACCGAUGCGCUGCCGGGCGACAACUUGUUUGUGACGCCUGGCCAACUUGCGCCAAUAGCAGCGACCGUGCCGUCAAACCUGGCGACAGACGGGGAGCGCGCGGGUACCACUGGUGCACCCUCAUCACCGAUCGACCCCCCGCUGCAGCCCGAGCCAAGUGACUGUCAAUCGCGCACAAUCAACCACGACCCGUCACCGUCACUCUGGCACCUCGCCAAUACGGCGAUCCCGGAUGAAGAGGCCGGUCUCCCCAGCUCCCACGGCACCACGAGUGCGACCGUUCUCCGCGAGAAGCGGCGGAUGCGGGGCAGUUCUGGAACCAUUGCCGGACACCGUGACGGGACUAAAUACGGGGACACACAUAUGCAGGCAACACUUGGACACGAGCAGGGGGGACACGCGACCAGCCCAGAUACGCACGGCCAAGGGAGACAUACAGAUGCGGAGACUUGGUCGAUUGGCCUCGACGUCCAGCCACCGCCUCAUCAACCCUCUCAGUCGCUACUGCAACCACACCUCUACACCCAACCUCCACCACAGCCGCAGGUUGAUAUUCUGUUACCGGCCGGGGCGCAGCAUGAAAAGCGUGCAACAAGCCCAAAACGCACGCGUGCAAAGCGCAAAGCGGACAUCUUCUGGUGA
Messenger RNA from Apiotrichum porosum, 1134 nucleotides. RefSeq lists its product as uncharacterized. The transcript has 4 exons. Bases 1 to 1134 code for a protein of 377 amino acids. The record is from RefSeq and is a predicted model, not a curated record. Lineage: Eukaryota; Fungi; Basidiomycota; Tremellomycetes; Trichosporonales; Trichosporonaceae.